ACGUCCUACGUAUCCGUCAUGGAACUAACCCGCUAUCUCACCAACGAACACGACUACGCACCGUGGACAGCUGCUUCUGUGGCUCUCGAUUAUAUUGACGUCAUGUUUUAUGGUUUACGCGAUGAAAAAGACUGGAAGGAUUACAUGACCGGUUUGGUGACGCCUCUAUACAAUCACGUAAAAUAUACCGAGAGUGCCAGCGACAUUCACUUGACAGUUUUCACACGGUCUCAAGCCGUCUAUUGGGCUUGCAGCAAAUUAAACAUAUCCGACUGUGUCCAGAACGCCGAUAGAGAUUACCAUGCGUAGAUGGCCAACGACGCCAAUGAACUGUCGCCGAAUUUACGCCGAUUGAUUUCCUGCACGGCCAUUGCUGACGGAAGUCGACCCGAAUGGAAAUUUGGCUUCGAUAAAUACGUGAAUUCGACUUUGCCCAACGAGAAAACUGAAUUGCUCCGAGCCAUCACUUGCACCGUGAAUGUCACCAUUCUCAACGAAAUGCUUGUUAUGAUGAUUACUAACAACUCGGAUAUAAGACUUCAAGACGCCAGUACCCUUUUCAGCAACAUUGCUGCCAAUCCAGUGGGACAUCAAGUGGCGAUGGAUUUCUUGACCAAUCGUUGGAAUGAAACCUCCGCUUAUUUCGGCGGCUUUCAAGGCUUCGGCGGAGGGACCAUGGCGAGACUGUUUCGCUCUCUUUGCAAUCGAGUCAACACUCAAGCGAAGCUGAAUCAGUUGAAGAAGUUGCGGAGCGAUCAUCCGGCUGAAUUGGGUUCUUCCAAAUCAGUCAGCCAAGGAAUGGAAGUGGCUGAGGCCAACGUCCUGUGGGUUCAACAACAUUACGAUACCAUCGUCAAUUGGCUCAAGAGCCAACAAUCUGCUGCGACCACACAACCAACAGUUGCCACGACUCCUUCGACAGUUGCCACCACUCCUUCGACAGCUUCCAGUGUUUACCUUGACAACUUUUCCGCUUUGAUAAUGGCCGUAUUGGCUGGAUUCUGGAGUUUGACGCGUUUUUGUUUGUUUCCAUGAAACUUAGGAGACUAUAAAAGAGGGAGAUGCAAAUUUGCGAAACAAUAAAUUGUACAAAUGAAUGAUUAAUUAAACUGUAUUCCCGCGCUUG
Messenger RNA from Daphnia pulicaria, 1126 nucleotides. RefSeq names its product aminopeptidase N-like. Gene Ontology annotation, molecular function: metalloaminopeptidase activity; peptide binding; zinc ion binding. NCBI's taxonomy places the organism in Eukaryota, Metazoa, Arthropoda, Branchiopoda, Diplostraca, Daphniidae. The transcript is spliced from 6 exons. Gene Ontology annotation, cellular component: cytoplasm. Gene Ontology annotation, biological process: peptide catabolic process; proteolysis. The record is from RefSeq and is a predicted model, not a curated record. Bases 310 to 1035 code for a protein of 241 amino acids.